This is a messenger RNA of Cylicostephanus goldi, 300 nucleotides long. NCBI's taxonomy places the organism in Eukaryota, Metazoa, Nematoda, Chromadorea, Rhabditida, Strongylidae. The record is from the annotation of a GenBank genome assembly.
AUGAAUGUACAUACGAUGCACCCUGCGCUAGUUGUGCUAGUCCUAAUCACACUUAUCUACGCGCAAAAGGAGGAGAAUUGGGGCCCCCCACCAGGACCUCCACCAGAGGGUUUUCCUCCGGGUUCCCCACCUGAGGGCUUUGAUGGUCCUCCUCCCCCUCCUCCACCCGACGGCUUUGGUGGUCCUCCUCCCCCUCCUCCACCUGGCGGCUUUGGCCAUGGUCGUCCUCCUCCACCACCGAGGGUAAGACAAAUCUAUAUGCAUACACAAACUUUUUGCAGUGAGGAAAAAGCUUUGUAA